Molecule: messenger RNA, 2292 nt
Organism: Colletotrichum spaethianum
Lineage: Eukaryota; Fungi; Ascomycota; Sordariomycetes; Glomerellales; Glomerellaceae
Product: putative quercetin 2,3-dioxygenase
Exons: 2
Coding region: 1-2292 (763 amino acids)
Biological process (GO): nucleoside triphosphate metabolic process
Molecular function (GO): nucleoside triphosphate diphosphatase activity; ribonucleoside triphosphate phosphatase activity
Source: RefSeq, a predicted model, not a curated record
AUGCCGAUGCGUCGCCUCAGCACGAGGUCCCGAACGGACCGCGACAAUGGAAGCCUCCUCGCCCCCGACACCUACGAUGACGACGCCUCAUCCCUACACAGCCGGAGCGACCAGGACAGCGACAGCGACGAUGACCAGCUGCAAUUGCGCGCGCGUAACAGCCGCGAGCUGCGCGCUGCCGAUAGUCUGGUGUUCAUGGAGGAGGAGGAGGUCGAGACGCUUGUCGCGGAGACGCGCAAGAGGCAGGAAUUACAGCGCCGAGGGUCUGGCCUCGCUGUGCCGAAUCCCCUGAAGCUGUUCGGCCGCGGGGCAGAUGGCCAACGUCCCGGUUCCAGCAACGGCUCGUCCGAAGAUCUUCUCAACGAGAAAGAAAAGCGCCAACAGCGCCGCACUAGGAGGAAACAAAAGAAAGAGCGCCUACUGGAGAAGGCUACCCACGGCGAGGACGGUGAACUAAUGUAUGAGAUGGAAGAAGGAGGCAUGAAGGAGGGCAGCUCGACCGGCGAGAGCAGCGAACGGGACGACAGCGACGAGAUCGACCGGCAGCGGCUGAAAAUGGUGGCCAACGCGAAGACGGAUAAGCGACGUUCUUGGCGACGGUGGUUGCUAGUUCACAGCUUGAUUGCCACCGGCUUCGCGAUACUUGUCUUGGUGGCGUGGAAGCUGUCUCUGGGGAGAAAGCCGGCGCACAAGGUGGAGCUCGUCAGUAAUGGCACGGCGCUUUUUGCGCCGACGACCAUUAUCAUCAGUCUCGAUGGUUUCCGUGCCGACUUCUUGCAGCGGGGUAUCACGCCGAGAUUAAGCGCAUUUGUUAAUGAGGGUGUGUCACCAAAGUACAUGCUCCCUGCCUUCCCGUCCGUCACGUUUCCGAACCACUACACUCUAGCGACGGGGCUACACCCUGAGAGCCACGGAGUCGUGGGAAAUACGUUCUGGGACCCCGAUAUGCAGGCUGAGUUCUAUUAUACCGACCCGAGCCGUAGUCUGGAUCCGAAGUGGUGGAAGGGCGAGCCCUUUUGGGUGACGGCGGAGAGGCAGGGCAUCCGGUCCGCAAUUCACAUGUGGCCUGGUAGUGAGGCGCACAUCCUUGGUGUUGAGCCAACCUUCAUGGACAAGUUCAACGGUAAGGAGCCGCUUGACAACAAGGUUAGCAGGAUUUUGGAGUUCCUCGACAAGCCUGGCAUGGAAGACAAGACUGCCAAGGUCGAGGACAUGCGGCCUCAGCUCAUUGCGGCGUACGUGCCCAACGUCGACGCAGAUGGCCACAGAUACGGCCCCAACAGCACGGAGAUUCGCGUCACCAUCGAGACCACCGAUACCAUGAUGGACAAGCUCUUCCUUGGACUCGAGCAGCGCAACCUUACUGGCAUUGUCAACGUCAUCGUUGUGUCUGACCACGGCAUGGCCACGACGGAUACGACACGGCUGAUGCAGCUCGAAGAUCUCGUCGAUACCUCCAAGAUCGCGCACACUGACGGCUGGCCUCUGUACGGACUCCGCCCGAAGAAUCCUGAUGACCUCCAGGGGCUCUAUGAUGGUCUGGUUGAGAAGGCCAAGACGAACCCCAACUUCGACGUCUACCUCCGAGAUGUGAACAUGCCCGAGCGGUACCACUUUUCCAACAAUAAGCGCAUCGCGCCGCUUUGGAUCGUCCCCAAGGCUGGCUGGGCCAUUGUCACGAAGGAUGAAAUGGACGUGGCGAAGGCGUUGAAGGACGGCUCGGUUUACCACCCUCGCGGCUUACACGGAUAUGAUCAUGAGCACCCUCUCAUGCGAGCCAUCUUUAUUGCACGCGGACCAGCUUUCCCUCAUCCCCCAAACAGCCAAAUCGAUGUCUUCCAAAACAUCAACGUGUACAAUAUUCUCUGCGAUUCUGUCGGUCUUAUUCCUGAGCCAAACAACGGAACUCUGCGUCUGCCUCUUUCGCCUAUCGGCACUCACAAGCUCGAGGACACACCAGCGGAGCCCGAGGACCCGGUUCCUCCGUACACGACUACCACUUCUGAGAUGGCCGCUUCGACAACAUCACCGGUAGCUCAGUCAACAACUACGGAUAAGUCCAUCCAAGUGGACCCCGUUCCUCAGCCCUCGUCAACAAAGGCAGCAACAGAUGGCAACCAGACCGAUGAUGAUGAAGUGAGCCAAGGCGCCGAUGAGGACGCGAUACAGAAGGGCAAAGAAGCCAUGAAGGGGUUCUGGGACUGGCUUACGGAUAAGUUUGGCAAGGUCUGGGAUAAGAUUAGCGGAUCCAAAGGGGAUGAUGAAUCAGAGGAGAAGGAGGGUUCGGAAUAA